AUGUCUAUUCCCAAGGCGGAGAUUGUUCAAGGCUGCAAGACAUUCAUUCCUCUGGAGAACAAUCCAGAGGUCCUGUCGCAUCUAUGUCAAAAUCUAGGUAUAGCUCCUGGACUCGCCUUUCAUGAUGUUUUCUCUACAUCGCCUGAUGCUCUAUCGUGGAUUCCUCGCCCCAUUCACGCACUGAUCCUCCUCGCGGACCAGCCCAUAUACAAUGCAGCCCGGUCUGCGAUGGUACCUACGGUCCCGGAAUAUAAGGGGUCAGGUCCAGACGAGCCCAUCAUUUGGAUCAAACAGACGAUUGGACAUGCCUGUGGUCUGAUGGCGUUACUGCACUGCGUCUUCAAUCUAGAUGGGGGACGAUAUGUCAGUCGAGAUUCGACAUUAGGGAUCCUCUUGAAGCAUGCCAUCGAACUUGAACCGACAGGACGAGCACGGCUGUUGUACGACUCUGAAUUUCUGGAAGAAGCACACAUGGAGGCUGCAUCCAAGGGUUCUUCGGCUGCCCCUUCACCCCACGAUGAGAAUCAUCACCACUUCAUUGGCUUUGUCCAGGAGAGCGGCCAGGUAUGGGAGCUCAAUGGAGGCAUGAAGGGGCCUUUAUUGCGGGGCACACUUGAUGGGGAAGAUCUGCUGAGCGAGCAGGGGCUAGCAUUGACCGUGAGGGACUUCCUAGAUGCAGCAGCGAAAGGAGGGUAUGGUGAGAUGAGUAUCGUGGCAAUAGCUGGGAUGGAGUCUUAG
This is a messenger RNA of Penicillium pulvis, 738 nucleotides long. RefSeq lists its product as uncharacterized. Gene Ontology annotation, biological process: ubiquitin-dependent protein catabolic process; protein deubiquitination. The transcript is spliced from 2 exons. Gene Ontology annotation, molecular function: cysteine-type deubiquitinase activity. Bases 1 to 738 code for a protein of 245 amino acids. Lineage: Eukaryota; Fungi; Ascomycota; Eurotiomycetes; Eurotiales; Aspergillaceae. The record is from RefSeq and is a predicted model, not a curated record. Gene Ontology annotation, cellular component: cytoplasm.